CGGUUUAUGGGGGAGGGCUAGUAAAAUAUGUAAUUUUGGAUUGCUCACGAGUGGAAUUCGACUAAACUGUAUCCAGGGUUGCCAACUAACGCAGCUGGCGUAACACGCUUUCAGAGUCUCACUUUCACGCAAGAAAUCUUACGGCAAAUCAUUAUUAUUCCAUUAAAACCCUAAAAUAAGAUACAUCAAAAGCGUUGGGGUAGUUUGCGAAUCCUACAGACUAUUUACAAGGUUUAUUUACCAGUGCCUUAAAAACGUGAGCGCUCCCAGCCUUGUAACUCUCCGGCCACUGCCUCGGUCACCGUUUUGUGGUGUCCCAAGGUCAGCACUAGCGAACUUUGCACCCACGCACCUCCUCAUGGUUGAGCAGAAGAGCGUCGAAAUCCUAGACCUCUAUGGACCUCCCCCAGAGGUCCGUGGUAUGACCUGUUUGGACAGAGAAGCCUUCGGCCACACAGUGAAGGUCCCCACCCUGCGUAUCCAAAAGGAUGUCCUCCAUAAGGCGGUGAAGAACCUGAAGAGGGUGGCUUUGAAAAGACCCGGUUUGAAGAGGGUUCUCGAAGUUGCCGGCGAUGAGAGCCACAAGCUGCUGCUUCUAGACCCGGCCAGCGUCUCCUCCCCCACUUCCUUCAGUGAGGCAGAGAAGCGGACGCUAGGGGACCUCGGGGUCCCCCUGCAGAUUGGGCACCAUGAGCUGCGGAUCACCUACGAGAACCUGAAGGCCGACGAGGUGCUGCGGGCCGUGCUGCCCGAGGGCCAAGAUGUCACGUCGGGGUUCAGCCGCGUGGGACACAUCGCUCAUCUAAACCUGAGGGAGCACCAGCUGCCCUACAGGAAGCUCAUCGGCCAGGUCCUUAUAGACAAGAAUUCGGGGGUGACCUGCGUGGUCAACAAGACCAACACCAUCGAUUCCACCUUUCGCAACUUCCAGAUGGAGGUUCUGGCAGGAGAUGGCAACAUGGUGACCAAGGUGAGGGAAAAUGGUGUGUCAUAUGAGUUUGACUUCUCACAAGUGUACUGGAACCCACGGCUCAGCACUGAGCACGAGCGGGUGGUGGACCUCCUCAGGCCAGGCGACGUGGUGCUGGAUGUCUUCGCGGGUGUGGGCCCCUUCGCCAUCCCAGCGGCCAGGCACGGCUGCAGCGUUCUGGCCAACGACCUCAACCCAGAAUCCCACCGCUGGCUGCUGCACAACUGCCGGCUCAACAAGGUGGACGGCAAGGUGCGCACCUUCAACAUGGACGGACGGGCCUUCAUCCGGGGCCCCCUGCGGGAGGCGCUGCCCUCUCUGCUGCAGGGCCCUGCGGAGGUGCAUGUGGUCAUGAACCUGCCGGCCCUGGCACUGGAAUUUCUGGACGCCUUCCAUGGCCUGUUGGAUUCAGACUCAGAACCGGAGCUGGUAGCCAGGGCCCUUCCACAGGUGCACUGCUACGGUUUCUCCAAGCAGGAUGAUCCCCGCCAGGAUGUGGUGGACAGGGCGUCUGCCAGCCUGGGUGUGCGGAUGGAAGGCCGCUGCUCUGUGCACAUGGUGCGCAAUGUGGCUCCCAACAAGGAGAUGAUGUGCAUCAGCUUCCACCUUCCCAGAGAGGUGCUCUUCUCCAACCACAGUGUAGACAAGGAUAGCCCAGAGGAGCCGUCUUCAAAGAGGCAGAAGUGCGGGGAGCCCACAGACUGACAGCACGCAAGGGCCACGGUUGGCUGUUCAGUUAUUUUUUUUUAACAGACCUAUAACUUUUGCUAAAUAUUUCUUUUCACGAUGAACAAUGACUUUGUGCCGCAGUGGGAUUUUAUGUAAAUCUGUUACGGAGGUGGAACCUUAUCUGUCUGCAGACACAUUGCUGUUUAUAUGCAUGCAGUGUAGAGGAGCUGCAGGAGCUGGUCCAAUAAAACCUGGAACUACA
Molecule: messenger RNA, 1901 nt
Organism: Paramormyrops kingsleyae
Lineage: Eukaryota; Metazoa; Chordata; Actinopteri; Osteoglossiformes; Mormyridae
Source: RefSeq, a predicted model, not a curated record